Molecule: messenger RNA, 2398 nt
Organism: Corticium candelabrum
Lineage: Eukaryota; Metazoa; Porifera; Homoscleromorpha; Homosclerophorida; Plakinidae
Exons: 11
Coding region: 154-2208 (684 amino acids)
Molecular function (GO): FAD binding; oxidoreductase activity, acting on the CH-OH group of donors, oxygen as acceptor; protein binding
Source: RefSeq, a predicted model, not a curated record
AGAAAAAUAGCACGACAUAUUGGUUGAAUUACAAAGUUUGUCGCAUUUCAGCACGAGGCGACGUACAGUAUCGACAGCUUUGCCGUUCUCGAGCACUAGACGCCGUUCAUCGUCUCAGCGUGUCUACAAUUGAAAGCUGCAACACGAUCACAGAUGGCUUUCACUAUACAAUUGCAUACUGGAGAGAGAUCUAGAGCAGAUGAUGUUGAAGUUCUUAUCUCAUUGUAUGGUCGAGAGGAAGAUGUUCAGGAUAUCUUGUUAGACAGAAAGAAUUCUGUAAAGAAGGACCAGCCACACUUGUUUCAUGCAGGACAAGUAGAUGAAUUCAAAGUAGAGCACAAACCGAUAGGAGACAUCAAUGUCAUAAGAGUGGAGAUUCGUCCUUCUUCUGUCGAUCAAGAAGACUGGUUCUUGGAGUUUGCUUCCGUUCAGCAUGAUUCGGGUACUAUCUACACGUUCCCUUGCAACAAGUGGUUCUCACAAGUAAAAGGUGACGGACGCACUGUCCGUAACCUUCUCAGAGGACCGUUGCCGGAAGAUCCACGUAAAGACGCUUGGUCUGCGUCACAUUUCUACAACAAGAUUUUGAAACAGCCACUACCUACGAGUGCAGAAGUAGCCAGAAAAAGACUGGACGAAAUAUGCGAAAUAAUUCGUUUCAAGAACUGGGGCGGUACCGUCCGCGUGAAAAGAGUCCGUGUCUUCUUCCCAACUGCUGUAGAGCAAGUCGCAGAUGUCAUCAAGUUGGCAUCGAUUGCGGGAUUGAAAGUACGCUCGACAGGCAGUACACACAGUUGGUCCAUGUUGUAUGCAGAUAUUGAUCAAGUUCUCAUCAAUCCCGAGAAUAUGGGACCCAAAGACGAGAAGGUUGUUCUGAAUGAGGAUCGUACGCAAGUGACGAUUAUGACAAACGCCACGACUCUGGAGCUCAAACGAAAACAGCUACGUGAAGACUUUAACAUCAUGUCAAACGUUAUUCUUGACUCGGUCACUUAUGGCGGAACCGUCAACACUGGAUGUCACGGUGUUGGCAAAGGUUGUCCAGCCUUACCUGAUAUGGUAGACAGUCUAGAGCUGGUCAAUGAUCAGGGAUGGUUGGUCACUUACAGUAAAGCCAACGACGGAGAAGACUUCAUGAAGGCAGUCUCAACAAAUCUUGGACUGUUCGGUUUUGUUUACAAAAUGACACUGGACGUUGAACCGAGACAAGUGAUCGUCAAAACUGAAAACGUAUUCCAAUCUGUGAGAGACGUUCUGACCGAUGCCAGCAAACUUAAAACACUUGCAGAGGCCAACUGGUCGACGGAAAUAUUUUGGUUUCCGUAUAACACUAUGGUCGAGAUUGGAAACAGGCUGAGGGGAAUGACAAAGAAAGAAUUUGAACAGUUGCCUGCUCCAAAGGCAGAAGAGUGGGACCCACUCAACGACGAUUGCUGGAUACGGCUGGUCAACGAAGACACUGAAGACAACACACCAGAAGACUGCAGAUUUUACUUCGCACAAGCCUUGACAGACAUGGUGCAACAUCUGAGCAUGAAGAUAAUUACUCCACUGCUAUCCCUAUUUCCACAGCUCAAUCCUUACUUCUGCCACAUCGGCAACCUUGUGCUCAAAACACAACCUGCAGUGCUUUACCAACAACUGCCCCAUGCUAUUCACUACAGGAAGUUUAUCAAUUGGGCUCCAGUGCGUGACAUGGAGUUUGCAUUUGUGAUCGACGACGAUUAUGAAAACAUUGUUGAAGCUUGUCAAGUUGUGGUGACAAAGAUACAGGAGCGCGCGUUACGAGGCAGCUUUCCCAUGAAUAUUUGCUUGGAAAUGAGGUUCAUGAGUGAAAGCACCAGUCUGCUAUGUCCGGCCGUGGUCGGGCAGAGCUCUCCAAACAGUGAACUAAAGACGGCUUACAUUGAAAUUCUGAGUCUCGUUUACACUAAAGAGUGGGACGAGUUCUGUGAAGAAGUCGCCGUUGCAUGGAGUCAGAUUGGCGGGAAACAGAACGUCAAACCGCUUAUCCACUGGGCCAAGGAAAUGGACGCCUUGCCAGACUUGCCUGCAUAUAUUUGGGCCAACAACGGAACGAGAAUGCAAGAGUUUCUGACGCAUCUUGGUUCUAAAGUUGAUCUGGAGAAAAAGCUGUUCUUCAACCAGUUUCUCGAUGGUAUCUUCUUUCCUCCUCCAGAGAUGGUUCCACCAUCGUCUAGACGAUGAAAACAGUGACUUUCGUGACCGACUCGAACGGUUGUUGCAGUGUGCACUUCAAGUUUGCAUUGUGUAUGCUUUCUGUAGGUGCAUGUAGUUUGUUGCGUUUCGUAUUGUUGGCAUGGAAAACGUGUGGUAGUCUGUUACGGUACACAAAGCUGUUUUCAGAAUAAACGUUGUCGUUCAGUUACCGCGCAAA